Ochotona curzoniae (black-lipped pika) is the source of this 1462-nucleotide messenger RNA. RefSeq names its product dihydroorotate dehydrogenase (quinone) (gene DHODH). Gene Ontology annotation, biological process: 'de novo' pyrimidine nucleobase biosynthetic process; pyrimidine ribonucleotide biosynthetic process. Gene Ontology annotation, molecular function: dihydroorotate dehydrogenase activity. Gene Ontology annotation, cellular component: mitochondrial inner membrane; cytoplasm. Lineage: Eukaryota; Metazoa; Chordata; Mammalia; Lagomorpha; Ochotonidae. The coding region runs from base 11 to 1198 and encodes 395 amino acids. The record is from RefSeq and is a predicted model, not a curated record. The transcript is spliced from 9 exons.
ACGAGGCAGCAUGGCGUGGAGACAGCUGAGGAGGCGGGCCCUGGACGCCGCGGUCAUCCUGGGGGGUGGAGGCCUGCUCUUCACCUCCUACCUGACGGCCACUGGGGAUGAGCACUUCUACGCAGAGCACCUGAUGCCGGCCCUGCAGCGGCUGCUGGACCCCGAGACAGCACACCGGCUGGCCGUGCGCGUCACCUCCCUGGGACUCCUGCCUCCAGCCAAGCAGCAGGACUCCGAGAUGCUGGAAGUGAGAGUCCUAGGCCACAAAUUCCGAAACCCGAUAGGCAUUGCUGCUGGAUUUGACAAGCAUGGGGAAGCCGUGGACGGCCUGUAUAAGAUGGGCUUCGGCUUUGUCGAGGUUGGAAGUGUGACCCCAAAGCCUCAGGAAGGAAACCCAAAACCCCGCGUCUUCCGCCUCCCUGAGGACCAGGCUGUCAUCAACAGGUACGGAUUUAACAGUCACGGGCUCUCGGUGGUGGAGCACAGGUUACAGGCCAGGCGGCAGGUGCAGGCCAUGCUCACAGCAGAAGGGAUGCCACUGGGCAUAAACCUGGGGAAGAACAAGACUUCGGUGGAUGCUGCUGCGGACUACACCGAGGGCGUCCGGGUCCUGGGCCCGCUGGCCGACUACCUGGUGGUGAAUGUGUCCAGUCCCAACACGGCUGGGCUGCGGCGGCUGCAGGGCAAGGCUGAGCUGCGCUGCCUGCUGACCAAGGUGCUGCAGGAGAGGGAUGCCCUGAAGGGGCCACACCAUCCAGCGGUGCUGGUGAAGAUCGCCCCUGACCUCACGGCCCAGGACAAGGAGGACAUCGCCAGCGUGGUGAGAGAGGUGGGCGUCGAUGGACUGAUCAUCACCAACACCACAGUGAGCCGUCCCGCCUGCCUGCGGGGCGCCCUGUCCUCUGAGGCCGGAGGGCUGAGCGGGAAGCCACUGCGGGAUUUAUCCACUCAAACCAUUCGAGACAUGUACACACUCACUGAAGGCAGGAUCCCCAUCAUUGGAGUGGGUGGAGUCAGCAGUGGGCAGGAUGCGCUGGAGAAGAUCCAGGCCGGGGCCUCCCUGGUGCAGCUGUACACGGCCCUCACCUACGGUGGGCCACCCGUGGUGGGCAGAGUCAAGCGCGAGCUGGAGGCCCUUUUGAAAGAGCAGGGUUUUCACAGAGUCACAGAUGCCAUUGGAGUGGAUCACCGGAGGUGAGGAAGUUGACCGACGAAGUCCAGCCUGGGACCUUUGUGUAAACUCAGAUGAGCCUUUGUGGCCAGACCACAGAGGAGGGGCUGUCGUACGUCUUGUCCCUGAAACUGUGGCUGACCGGGCUGUGAAGGCCAGUCAUGGGAUCACCCAGCUGAGCAGAAGGCAUUCUCCAGUCGCUUGGUCAGACCACGAACUUCAGCCAUUAUGGCAAGGAUACUGGACAUCUGGAGAGAAAAAUCAUUGGAAAAAAUAAAGCCAUUGAAACCU